AUGACGACUAAGCAUCUCAAACGACUCAGACCAUGGGAACCUUCAAGUUCCGACUCGUCUUCUUGUGAGAAAGAAGAUGAACUCACCAUGGACGUGAAGCUACAAUCUUCUCCCGCUUCUGAUGUUGCUGCAGCCACCCCGAAGGCUUCGUCUGAGAAGAAGAAAACUGUUCCAGCUAAGAAGGCCAAGAAGAAGGAAGUUUGUGUUUCCGGCGAGGCUAAGAAGAGGGCAAGUGAAGAGACUUCAACCGAAGAUGUGAAUGCCGCAAAACGAGCCAAAAAAGAUGUGAAGAAGCCAAAUAAUCAACGGCUUUGGACGGAAGAAGAUGAGAUCCGUGUGUUGCAAGGAAUCCUUGCUUUCAAAUCUCUAACAGGGAAGACAACGACUGAAGACAAGAGUGGAUUCUAUGAAUUCAUCAAGGAUUCUAUCAGCGUUAAGGUUAGUUUGUCUCAGUGCAUAGAGAAAAUUAAGACAGUGAAGAGGAAGUUUAUGAAUAAAUGGAAGAAGGAUAAAAAACCUGCUUCUACGGAAGCUCAUAAUCUGAAAUCUUUUGAAUUGUCGAAAAUGAUCUGGGGUGUGGAUGAUGCUGAGGAGUCAAGGAAGAAUGAGGGGAUUAAGAAACUAGAAGAUGAAGAUGUGGUGUUUCUUGAACAAAGACAAGAUUGGUUCAAAAACUCGUUUUUGUUUCGACAAGUUGCAAGUCUUGGCGUGAAUGAAGAUUCUCUGAAAAGAAGAUGGAGUUCGGUGGACACAGAGAAGAAGAAGAGGGUUGAAGAUGCAUGGAGAGUCUUGCAAACCAAGGAACUUGGACUUGUGUCGCAAAAGUCAGAGCUUUUGCAUGAAGUGGUUGCUCUGAUCGCUGAAGGAAUCUAG
This is a messenger RNA of Camelina sativa (false flax), 873 nucleotides long. Its product is annotated as putative transcription factor At1g61730. The record is from RefSeq and is a predicted model, not a curated record. Gene Ontology annotation, cellular component: nucleus. Lineage: Eukaryota; Viridiplantae; Streptophyta; Magnoliopsida; Brassicales; Brassicaceae. Gene Ontology annotation, biological process: regulation of DNA-templated transcription.